Molecule: messenger RNA, 1029 nt
Organism: Megalobrama amblycephala (Wuchang bream)
Lineage: Eukaryota; Metazoa; Chordata; Actinopteri; Cypriniformes; Xenocyprididae
Product: CD209 antigen-like
Exons: 3
Coding region: 205-867 (220 amino acids)
Source: RefSeq, a predicted model, not a curated record
UUCAGCAUUUAAUAACACAGAUCAAAAUCAAAAUUUCUUACUGUAUUAUUUAAUUGAGCUGAGCUAGCAUGAACAAACAGUUAUUAAUAGCAAGCAAAAUAUACCAUGAACCACAAGAAAUGACUAAACAGAGUAAGAAAAGGAAAAAAAGUUUUCAUCUGAAAUUCAUCUGAAAUCAGCAAAAUAAAAAAAUAAAAAGUCACAAUGACACUUUUUACGUCACAUGUUCUUGACUACAGUGAUGCCUUUAAAAGUAGGGCUCAAAAGCAGGAAGCAACAACUUCCAACAGACGUGCGUUCAACUCCAACAGACUGAAGAUGUCUAUGGAUAAUUAUGGCAAUAUGAAUAUGAACAAAGAAAACAAAGAGGAGAAUAUCUAUGCCAAUGAAGAACCUAAAAGUCAUGAUACCAGGACAGGAAGACAGAUCUCCACAACACACCAAACACCUGGAAGCUCAGGUGAUUCUGUGAGGAUCAGAAACUACAGAGCAGCUACAGUGUGUUCGGUGCUGCUGUGUGUUGUUCUGCUGACUGCGCUCAUAGUGCUGGGCACAAACUACACACAAGAGACACAACAGCUUCAAACCAAGAUUAUCAAUCUCACAGAAGAAAAGAGACAACAGCUUUCCAAGAUUAUCAAUCUCACAGAAGAAAAGACACAACAGCUUUUCAAGAUUAUUAAUCUCACACAAGAAAAGACACAACAGCUUUUCAAGAUUAUUAAUCUCACAGAAGAGAAACGCCAGCUACAAUCUGACUACACCAACCUCACAAAUGAGAGAGAUGCAUUACUGUCGAAGAAUAAUGUCCUGAUUAAAGAAAGAAACGCAUGCAGACAAGAUUUUUUUAGUGACAAGAUUUUAUAGUUUAGUGUAGAUGAGGAGAGCUAAUAAAUGAACUGGUUGUGUUAACAGAUGGAUGGAUUUACAAUCACUCCAGUUUUUACUACAUUUCCUCUGAGAAGAAAAGCUGGAAUGAGAGCAGGAGUUACUGUACGGAGAGAGGAGCAGAUCUGAUCAUCAUAAACA